Messenger RNA from Schistocerca americana (American grasshopper), 981 nucleotides. RefSeq lists its product as uncharacterized. Lineage: Eukaryota; Metazoa; Arthropoda; Insecta; Orthoptera; Acrididae. The record is from RefSeq and is a predicted model, not a curated record. The coding region runs from base 86 to 892 and encodes 268 amino acids. The transcript is spliced from 5 exons.
AAGUGUGACUGCUGACGGUGGGUGCCUAUAAAACACCGCCCAACCGUCAAGGUAUUGCACUUGUACCGAGUCGUCCUCAGACAACAUGGCUUCCAAGUUGGUGAUCGUCGUCGCAUUGGCUGUGGUAGCGCAGGUGUCUGCGUCUCCCUUGUUUUUUGACAUCGGAGAAAUCAUCAGUGAUAUCAAAGAGGGAGCGGAAGCAGUUGCAAACGGAAUCCAGCAAGGUAUUGAGAACGCCGUGAAUGGGAACAGCAACAGCGCUUCGACCAAUGCGACUACCUCUGACAACUCUACCGCUUCUUCUUCGGGUAAUGCGACCACCGCGAACAACGCAACUAGCUCCGAAAGUUCCUCUUCAGGCAUUGAAAGCAUGAUUGAUGCGAUCACGAAUGCAAUGAACAACGCCGCAAGCACUGCGAAGAACGUUGCAGACAACAUCUUCAACAGCGCAGAGGCAUUUAACGACGCCAUGGCUGCCAAAGUAAAAGAUGCUUUGAACUCCACGUCUACACAGCUGAACAAAAUUGAGUCGCUGGUGGAGAGCGCGUUCUCCGACGCGGCGUCCGACCUGGCCGACAAGGCGUCCAGCGCGGUGUCCGCCAUGGAGACGGCGGUGGCCGCCGUGGGCAACGCGACGCAGGACAACAUCGCGAGUGCCGAGCAGGCGAUGCAGCAGGCCGCCGCCGCCGUGCAGGCCCUCAACGAAGCCGCCGCCGACGCCUCCUCCGCCAAGGCGCAGAUGGUCGUCUCCUCCAUUGAGGAGGCCCUGAGCUCCACCCAGGCGCUGUUCGACAGCGUCAAGUCCAAGCUGAGCAGCGACACCUCGUCCAGCACUUCCAGCGACUCCAGCACUUCCAGCGUCUCCAGCAGCAACAGCACCGCCAGCUCGUGAGGAGCAGGAGAGGAGGCCUGCGGCAGGCGACAACCGCCAGGAAACUCUGUACAAUCUCUGACGAAAUAAACGUGUGAAGCAAAACAUCA